AUGCAUGCUGGGUCAGUAUGGGCCAUUCUUGCUGUUAGUCAAAUCACGACAAAAACUACUUUUAUACAGCGAAAUGCAGUAUCAAUUACGGUCUCAUUCAUCACUUUAACAUUUCCAAACUUUUUCGAUCUCAUAAGUAAAAUAGAACGUUAUCAUCCACGAACAACACUACGCUUGCAGCUUGGAAGAGUAUUAUUUCUCUAUAUCUUAAAUUACUAUACACUUAUUAUUUCGCUGAUGUUUAUGUUGAAUACAAUGGAAAGCCAGCGAAGUGGUGGUGAACAACUAAUUCCAGUAACUCAGUAUUCUGAUCAUCACCGUUGGGAACCGUUCUUCAACAGCUCUUACUAUGAAAUUGUUAAACAGCGGUCUGGUCGACAAGUUGUGUUCGAUUUUCCAUCGAUGGCUUCAUCGCUUUUCAAUCGCAAUAAAUCGAAUGACAUUCCAACAACGCCAAUUCCUGAUAAGCCCUGGACAACUGUAUUUUCAAAUUUUGGUCCAUUUGGGAUAACAAAUCCGAAGGCAGUUGUGACGGAAAACCGUCGUCAUGCGUUAAACACCAGCACGUUUAUGGCGUAUCCAAUCGGUCGUACAGACUGGACUAAAAAUAUAUCUGCUAAGCCAACUCUUUUAAAUUACUCAACUACAGUACGAGCUAUAUCAUCAGCACGUUUAUCUACUGAUUGGUAUGAAGAAUGUUGGGAAAAUCUGAUUGGAGAAGAAAUAACCAAAUUAGUAACGACUGAUUUGGUGAUGACAGUUGCUUCGAUUUUGGUGAUUGACUUUGUUAGAGCUUUAUGGGUUCGAUAUACCAAUCUUUGGUGGUUCUGGAAUUUGGAAACUACUUUUCCAGAAUAUGGAGAAUUUAAAGUUGCUGAAAAUGUGCUGCAUCUGGUGAAUAAUCAAGGAAUGAUAUGGUUAGGACUAUUUUUUGUCCCAAUGUUGCCCGCAAUCAACAAUAUUAAAUUGAUUAUUCUCAUGUAUAUCCGAGGCUGGGCCGUAAUGACCUGUAAUGUUCCGGCACGUCAGAUUUUUCGAGCUUCAAGAUCAAGCAACUUUUACUUAAUGUUAUUGCUGCUCAUGCUUUUUCUAUGCACCCUUCCAGUAGGCUAUGUGAUUGCUUCUAAAAAACCCUCGAAAAUAUGCGGUCCAUUUGGAAGUCAAGAACGAUUUUAUAGCGUGAUCGUACAACUUCUUGAUCGUAAUUUAACGAAAGGUCUUGUUGACGCCAUUAAGUAUAUGAUAUCCCCGGGUAUUGUAAUUCCAGUAUUAUUACUUCUUCUUCUAACAAUUUACUUCUUAUUUGCUUUGGUACGUGGCUUACGUGAAGCAAACACGGAUCUAACUAAGCAGUUGAUGCACGAGAGAACUGAAGAAAAGAAAAAAAUAUUCGAAUUAGCUGGUGGUGGCAGACGACGUUCAACUGCGCAUACAAUAACAAAACAUUACUCACCGAUCAAUAAAUCUCGGGAGAGUUAUAGUCCAUCGAUCAAAAGUAAUAGUGUAAGGGAUUGA
Thelazia callipaeda (thelaziosis nematode) is the source of this 1515-nucleotide messenger RNA. The record is from the annotation of a GenBank genome assembly. Lineage: Eukaryota; Metazoa; Nematoda; Chromadorea; Rhabditida; Thelaziidae.